CCAAUUUGAUCAACGUGGUUGUGUAAAGAAUAUGAGGCAGCUGCUAAGUGGUAACCAGAAGAGCCAAAUGUUAAACUAUUGUUACAGUAAUUUGAAUAGGGUUCCCAAAUGCAGAAGAAAGAAAGAGAGAAAGCGGCCUUCACUUCACUGUCACUGAAUACUCUGUUUUUGAUGCAGCAACGCCUGACUAACUUUUUCGCCUUCCUUUCCUUUUCCCUUCCUUCACCAAGAUUCAUGCCACUCACUGUUAAAGACCGGACCAGACCAGCAGAAGACCUACAGUCAGUCUCCCGCUCUUGGAACCACUCUUCAAUUCUUCUCCUUCUCCAUCUCUCCCACUACAUUUGCUUGAGCCCCUGUUCCGCCUAUCUUUCUGCAUUCCUCUAUUUCUACGCUCUUCAGUCCCAGCUCCAGCUGCAGCAGCGUUGAAAGAAUAAGAAAUGGAAGAGGGGUAUAAUAAGCAAGCAGGAAGCAAGCACAUUGUGAAACCCUUGUUUCCAUUUGAAGAACCAGACCCACUGUGCAGUCUCAAUCUCAAAGAGACCUCCGAUUUUGUAAAGUCGUUUCCUUUCUCGGCCGGAAGGAAAUCCUCCGCCGCCGGCGUUGAACCCCCACGGAGGAGCUUCCCUUCCAAAUGGGACGACGCCCAGAAAUGGCUCGUCGCUUCUCCUGCUCAUCCCCUUCACCGCCCUCUUCCUCCUCCUUCCCCCAAAUAUUUGUGUUGCGACGAUAAAAUCAUCGCCUGCUGCUCUCCGGCUAAUGCGAACCUGCCCCAUUUGCCCACUGCUUUCGCUGGCCUCUCUGUUUCUCCCAAUUCGCUUCUCAAAGAUAAGUUCACAGACGAGGUGGUGGAGACAGUCACCCCAAAAUUCAAGAACUCGGAGCCAUCAUCUAACAAGCAAGGAUUCCUGUUCAGGAACUCCAUAGGUAUCAGUACAGAUCAAAUCAUGAACGAUGGGAAGACGAGUGGUGAACUAGUUGUGGUGGAACACAGAGAUGUAGGAACCGAGAUGACACCAAUGGGGAGUUCAACCACUUCCAGAUGCCACACACCUUUCAAAUCCUCCUCGCCCGCCCGCCACAACACUCCUGCCAAUAGGUCAGGCCCAUUGGCCCCCAUUUCCAACUCCGCGAGUAGCAAUAACAGCAGCAGCAACAGCACCACGAUAUUCGAGCUGCAGGACUGUCACUUGGCAAAGCUGCAGUUCGAUCCAGUCGGGUCUAUCUGGAGCACAAGGGAGGAAGAGGAGGAAGAGGUGUCCAAGAGCUUGAGACACUUCGAAACUGGAAGGAGCAGCAGUGUCUCUGAUGGAAGGGCUGCAGCUGCUGCUGCAUUGGCUUGGGAGGAAGAGGAGAAGAACAAAUGGUGCCUCAGAUACGAGAGUGAAGAAGCAAGGAUUCAGGCGUGGGUGAACCUGCAGAGCGCAAAAGCUGAAGCUAAAUCAAGGCAGUUGGAGGUGAAGAUACAGAAGAUGAGAGCAAACAUGGAGGAGAAGUUGAUGAAGAGGAUGGCAGUUGUGCGCAGGCGAGCUGAGGACUGGAGAGCUGCAGCUCUCCAACAGCAUACCCAGCACAUUAACUUCACGACCGAGCAGGCGCGGCGGAUGAUCACCACCGCCGCCACUAACACUCCGCCUGCUCGUGCUGCCAUCGCUAGUAAUAACAGUGGCAAAUUUGUAUCUUCCUACGCUGUUCCCACUUCAUCUUGUGGCUGUUUCCCCUGCAAUAAGCUUCCUUAAGUAAUUGCUUUGAUGUUCUAUUUUGUCACCCUUGUUGUUAUUAAGCUAACAUCCAAAGAAAUCAGAGAUGUGUGAAGCAUUAAUCACCU
This is a messenger RNA of Linum tenue, 1828 nucleotides long. The record is from the annotation of a GenBank genome assembly. NCBI's taxonomy places the organism in Eukaryota, Viridiplantae, Streptophyta, Magnoliopsida, Malpighiales, Linaceae.